CAACCCUGAAAAUUGAUCACAUUUUAGUGUGACAUGGUAUUGGCAAUACUGUUGGAUAUUCGAAACCUCAUGGUAGAUCACGUAGUUACUAGAACAAAGAAAACCUACUGAAUUUUCAAAAUUUCCGGAUUUUGCCCAAUUGAAGGCGAGAAAUGGCUACCAGAUUACCUUUGGUGGUCAUUUUGGGGGCGACGGGCACCGGGAAGACCAAACUAUCCCUCGAAAUAGCACAGAAAUUUGGUGGAGAAAUUAUAAGUGCGGAUUCCAUGCAGGUGUACAAAGGCCUUGAUAUAAUCACUGCAAAAGCAACAAAGGAGGAACAGUCUCAAGCUCCACAUCAUUUGUUAGAUAUUAUAGAGCCGCACGAAUGUUGCACCAUUUUAGAAUACAGAAAUAAAGCUCUUCAAAUUAUAGACGAUAUCUUUAACAGAAAUAAAAUUCCAAUAGUUGUUGGCGGUACAAAUUACUAUAUAGAGAGUUUGCUGUGGAAAAUUCUCAUAGACACUCCAGAUAAAACUGUGUCAAACCAACCAGGCAUUUUGCCUAAUAACGAACACGAAUUACCAAGUGAGGAGUUGCAUAAAAAAUUACAAUGUUUGGAUCCAGCCAUGGCCAAACGACUACACCCCAACAACAAACGUAAAAUUCUAAGGUCAUUGGAGGUGUUAUAUCAAAAAGGGAAAAGACACAGCGAGUUGUUGGAGGAGCAACGUUCGUCCGAAGGCGGUUCGUUGUACGGAGGUGGUCUAAGGUACGAUAACGCUCUAAUACUUUGGAUGAUAUGCAAGAAGGAUGCGUUGAACAAACGGCUAGAUGAUCGCGUCGACAAGAUGAUCGAAGAGGGUCUGCUGGACGAACUGACUCGGUUCCACGAAAAAUAUAAUGAGAAACACCGUAAUAGUAGUGAGAGUGACUACACAAAAGGGAUAUUCCAGUCAAUUGGUUUUAAGGAGUUUGAUGCGUUUCUGAAAUUAAACGAGGAAGAAAGAAGAUCUGAAAAUGGGCAGAAGCUAUUCAAUGAGGGCGUGGAAUAUUUGAAGUUGGUGACAAGAAGAUAUGCCAGGAAGCAGAACAGAUGGACAUUAAAUAGGUUUUUGGGCAGAACUGACAGAAAGGUGCCACCGCUUUACGCGUUGGACACGACGGACGUCUCGAACUGGAACAUCAACGUGACGGUGCCGGCGUUUAAACUAGUGCAAAGUUUCUUGGAUAAUGUUGAGUGCGACAUAAAACCGUUAGCGAAAAUGUCUUCAAACUCGAAACCGAACGCGGAAGACGUCAGUUAUAACUGUGAGGUGUGUGACAGAGUGUUUGUGGGCCAGUUUCAGUGGCAAGUGCACCUCAAGUCCAACAAGCACAAGAAAAGACUGGAACACAGAAACAAGGAAGAGAAGAAAUUGUCUUGAGACACUUCAAUUGUGAAAACGGAAGCAGGAACAUUCUGAACCGGCGUGACUGGUGAUUCAGCCGACUACAACGAGUCUUCGAGGCGCUAUAUCAAUUUGCAAGAAAUACAUGUGUGACAUGAUAACAUUAUCAUAGUCCAGUCAUUAUAGGAAAACGAGAUAUCCAGCUAUAAACUCGUAUAAACUUAUAUUUUGACAUGUCAAAACUUGUCCCAAAAUUUACACGUGAUAGGAUGGUCACAUCUUAAAAAGUCACAAAAAUCGAUUUUUUGCACAAUUUUUGUAAAUAUCUCGUUUUCUAUGAGUUUUACGCUACUUGUAUUUAUUAUCAAUAUUUUAGAGAAUUAAAUUCUCUACAACUUUUGUUCUAAACAUUUUUUCAUACGUCGAACCCUUGUAGAGAUAGAGGGCAGAGAGGGCGCGCCUACAAUAUUAUUUGAAGUCUACUGAUAAUCCUAAUCGAAAAUAUUUGGAAUGUCAAAAUAUAACUUUAUAAGAGUAUUCACCUAAUUUUGACUAAGAUGACUUUACUAAUCAGGAAUUUAUUAAAAAAAAACAUGAUGCAAGAUGUUGCAUUGGUUCUUCACGAUAAAAUAAUUUAAUAAAAUUUUUGGUUGUUUUAAUUUUUGACCCAACGAAAAAAAAAAACAGAUUAAUUAUGCAAUAGAUUAGCAUCUUUCCAAUGUUAAUUUAAUCGUAAAUCAUUAUUGAAAGAUAGCGUUUGCGGAAAAAAUCCCGCUAAUUGAUGUCGAGUACUUUUUUGAGACGUUCACUUUUGCUCUGGG
This is a messenger RNA of Aethina tumida (small hive beetle), 2191 nucleotides long. Its product is annotated as tRNA dimethylallyltransferase. Gene Ontology annotation, biological process: tRNA modification. Gene Ontology annotation, cellular component: mitochondrion. The transcript is spliced from 8 exons. NCBI's taxonomy places the organism in Eukaryota, Metazoa, Arthropoda, Insecta, Coleoptera, Nitidulidae. Bases 153 to 1406 code for a protein of 417 amino acids. The record is from RefSeq and is a predicted model, not a curated record. Gene Ontology annotation, molecular function: tRNA dimethylallyltransferase activity.